Molecule: messenger RNA, 2226 nt
Organism: Coccinella septempunctata (seven-spotted ladybird)
Lineage: Eukaryota; Metazoa; Arthropoda; Insecta; Coleoptera; Coccinellidae
Exons: 1
Coding region: 1-2226 (741 amino acids)
Source: RefSeq, a predicted model, not a curated record
AUGGAAGGUGAGCUCUCCAGAUUGUGGCAGAUUCUGGAGAACACCCUCCCAAGAGAGGUGUUGAAUCAAUUCAGACACUAUCAAACCAGCAGAUACAACAGGCAAUUCUCAACCAUCAGAGAUAGAAAUCGGAGAAAAAUAAGAGCACUUAUAGAUGAGCAACUCAGGAAGGUGAAUCCACAGGACAAAUGGGUAAAUAACAUCAGUUCCACUAUAGUACCUGAUAGAGUGUUGAAAUUCCUAGCACUCGGACCUAAAUUCAGCAUAGACCUCCCCACGAGGCUGAUCUCGAUUCCCAGAUUGCUAGCGGACGUAGAAUAUAUCAUUAACCUCAACAGUGCACUUUCAGAAGAGGGGAAGAACAUAAAACGUGCGCAAACUACUAAUGUGAUCACUAACCACAUCAAUCCCAGGAAAAGCACAAACAAUAUAUACCAGAGAGAGUUUUUUCACUGUAGGAAUUACCUCAGGGAACAUCAGGAAUUACUGGUUCUAAGAGCGGACAAGGGCAGUGUAACAGUAUUGAUGGACAAGGCCCAGUACAUGGAAUUGGUAGACACCUUAUUGCAGGACACACAACAGUACAAACAUUUACACAGAGAUCCCACCACAAAGAUACAGAAUCUAGGCAACUCACUGAUUAAGAGUCUGGCCAAUAAAGGCCACAUAACCCAAGUACAAGGUAAGCAGAUGUACAAUUACAAUUCGAUCCCAGCGAGAUUUUACGGCUCACCCAAAGUACACAAGCCCACCCUAACCCUGAGGCCUAUUAUGUCUUGCAUCAACACCCCCACAGCAAACUUAUCUAUAUUUGUGACCAAUAUUCUGUCUUCCUACCUAUCGACCACGAGGAGCAGAUACCACGUAGAAGAUUCCUUUUCCUUCGCAGGCUACAUCAGUGAGAUUCAGCUCCCGGACAACUAUGUGUUGAUCAGUCUCGACGUCGUCUCACUCUUCAGCAACAUAACAUUAGAGCUUACAUUGUCAGCUAUCGGAGAGAAGUGGGAAGCCAUAGCCUGCCAUACCACCAUACCAAGGGAGGACUUCAUGGCCAUUGUCAGGUUUCUUUUUGAAUCCAAUUACUUCAUAUUCAAUGGCAACUUUUACCUUCAGAUUUUGGGCUCCCCAAUGGGCUCCAGCUCCAGCUCACCCAUUGCAGAGAUUGUGAUGGAGUUUGUACUCGAUAAUGCACUCAUAGGAGUCCUUUUUUACAUCCCACUGAUAAAAAGAUACGUGGAUGACAUCAUCUGUUCGGUGCCUGAAGACGAAGUAACUUACCUCCUAAACAAGUUCAACUCCCAACACAACCGCAUACAAUUUACUCUAGAGGAGGAAACCAACAGAAGUGUCCCUUUUUUGGACACAAGGGUCAUUAGGGCAUCUGAUAACAAGCUGAUCCUUGACUGGUACCAGAAACCUUCCGCUUCAGGAAGAUAUUUACACUAUCUUUCCAAUCAUGCACAUUCGCAGAAAGUAAACAUGGUGUUGGGGUUAAAAAAUCGCAUCUUGAGAAUUUCCCACCACUCCUUAAGGCAGAAGAACCUCAGACUCUUACAUCAGUUGAUGAUGGAGAAUGGAUACCCCAGAAAUCUAUUGAAUAGGCUAAUCUACGGUUCCAGUUCCAGUCCACCUGAACGACAACGAAAUGGAGACACGAGCGCAUCCGCCACAACAGACGUCAACCUUAUCUAUUCGUCCAUUCCGUUGAUCAAGGGUCUAACCAAUGCAUUGAUCAGUCUCCUAAGAACCUCAAACGUGAGACUGAUACCCCGAUCGGAAUUUAAGAUUGAUAAACUUUUUAGUCGCACAAAAGAAAGAAUCAACACCAUGAACAAGAGUGGCGUAGUAUAUUUAGUCCCUUGCUCUGUAUGUGAGGAGGUUUACAUAGGCCAGACAUCACAACAAUUAAAGAAAAGAUUGACACAGCAUAAGAGCGACAUAAAAAACCCCAAAAAGAUUUGUGCAUUGGCUGACCAUACCAGGAACAGGGAUCAUCUCAUGGACUAUGACUCUGUCCAGGUCCUUGACUCUGAGCGGAAUGGAAGCAAACGAUGUUUCCUAGAAAUGUACCACAUCAUACGACAGGUCAAUUCCAUGAAUUAUAGAAGAGACAUCAAUAACAUCAGUAGUAUCUACACAUAUCUGAUCCGUUUCGACCAACUCAGUGAGAGAGAGAUGGCGAGGCCACUAAGUGGAGCUGAAAUGGGUACACUGGAUGGUGGAUGA